Talaromyces amestolkiae is the source of this 804-nucleotide messenger RNA. RefSeq lists its product as uncharacterized. The transcript has a single exon. Bases 1 to 804 code for a protein of 267 amino acids. The record is from RefSeq and is a predicted model, not a curated record. Lineage: Eukaryota; Fungi; Ascomycota; Eurotiomycetes; Eurotiales; Trichocomaceae. Gene Ontology annotation, molecular function: oxidoreductase activity.
AUGGAAAACUUCUCAAUUGCGGUCAUCACUGGUGGCACCGGCGAUAUCGGGUUAGCAAUCGCCAGACAUUUAGCUCAGACACACUCAAAGAUCAUUCUUCUGGACAUUGAUCCGGACAAAUCUCGCCAGUCUAUUCUCAAUUUCCCUCCAGAAAUCAGUGAAAAGAUAACCGGUGUUAAAUGUGACGUGACCAAUCCAUCGGCAUUAUCUCAGGCAGUUGAAAUCGUGCUCUCUAUCAAAGGCGCGAGUUUAAAGACACUCAUCAAUAAUGCAGGCGGCACAAGAGUUGCAUCCCUUCAAGAAAUGACUCCUUCAGCCUGGAAAGCAGAAAUAAGCUUGAACCUUGAUGCCGCCUAUUUUUGCUUCAAUGCAUUUGCGGAAGCCCUCAUACAAAGCUCCGAAGCAUCCAAGAGCGUUAUAAACAUUUCUUCCGCAAAUGGAAUACUCGGAACAUUCGGUAAUCCAGCAUAUAGUACUGCAAAAGCAGGCCUCAUCCAGUUCACGCGAACUAUAGCCGUAGAAUACGGCAAGUAUGGGAUUAGGGCUAAUGUAGUUGCACCAGGAACUGUCAUGACGGAUGGUUGGAAAGCGAAAAUGGAAAGUAAUCCGAACGUGUUUGAGGACCUAAAGAAAUGGUAUCCUUUAAACAGGUUGGUGGACGUUGAUGAAGUAGCCGGCGCUGUGGCAUUUUUGGCGAGUGAGCAAGCUACAGGGAUAAAUGGAGUUUGCUUGCCAGUUGAUGGAGGGUUGACGGCCGGGAUGCCGCCUGUUGCAAGGAAUUUUGGUGUGAGCGAUUAUCUGUGA